Molecule: messenger RNA, 4365 nt
Organism: Caenorhabditis bovis
Lineage: Eukaryota; Metazoa; Nematoda; Chromadorea; Rhabditida; Rhabditidae
Source: the annotation of a GenBank genome assembly
AUGAGUGAUAAAGAGAAAGAAUUGUGCCCACGAUUGAUCGACUUUUUGGUUAUUGUCGGGAAACGUAAUCGAGCAAGAACAACCAGCCAAGCUAAUCAAGAUGCGCCGAUACCGCACUCAACGGUGACGUAUCCGGAAAUUUUGCGAAGAUAUCCAACGGACGAUCAUAAAGAUUUCAUUCUACCAACAGAUGUUACUGUCUUCUGUCAACCUGAAGGAUGCAAUACCACAAGUUCACGUUAUCACCAUGGUGCACGGAAAGAACCUCAGUUUUUUGUAUUCAUGCUCACAGAAAAGGAUUCAGCCAAAAUACGUUACGGAAUUUGUUUGAACUUCUACCAGUCAUUUGAUCGAAUGGUGGUUGACAAUGUGGUAAAAGGAAACCAGAAACGGAAUGAUUAUCCACUGUCGCUAACAAGUCUCACAUUUAUUUCUCACCAUCCUUUCGUGUCAAUAUUCCACAAAAUUCUCGUAUUGCUCAAAAAAAUUAUUGAUAGCUGCAAUCAUCGCGCUGCUCAAGCCACCGGCCAUAAAAACAUUAUUUGGGCCAUACUUACUGGUCAUUGGAACGAACAGAUACCAGUUGUUGCGAUGAAGGAAAUCAAAGAAAUUGAAACUUGGAUUCUUAUGCUUCUGAGCUCACCGGUACCUGUGCCAGGAAAAACCAAAGUUCAAAUAGAAGCAAUGCCGAUGGAUAUCACGCAAAUUUACGAAUUUGCGUUGCCAGACCACACUAGAUUCACUCUAAUUGAUUUUCCAUUGCAUAUCCCAUUUGAACUUCUUGGUGUUGAUAUGGCGCUCAGAGUUUUAACAGCGGCAAUGCUUGAAUUCAAAGUUGUUAUUCAAUCACGAAAUUAUAACGCAGUGAGCAUGUGUAUUCUUUCAAUCGUGGCUCUUUUAUAUCCAUUGGAAUACAUGUUUCCGGUAAUUCCAUUGCUGCCAGCUUACAUGCCUUCUGCCGAACAGCUUCUUCUGGCACCAACGCCAUUUUUAAUUGGUGUUCCAGCUUCUUUCUUUCACCACAGAAAAAUUCAAGAGCUUCCUUCUGACGUCAUACUAGUUGAUUUGGACUCGAACUGCCUUCAAGUACCCGAUGAGCUUUACAUACCUGAUCUACCUGAACCAGACGCAUCGCAGUUAAAGGCAAAAAUCAAAAGUGCUCUAAAUAGCAUGACAUCUGUCGCUUCCGAAAACUCCUCUAGUCGAGAAGCCGCUUAUAUAAUGGAUAUUGAUGCAGUUGACGUAGCUUGUAGAGUUGCGAUGGUGCAAUUCUUUAAUUCACCAAAUGUCUUUGGUCACUUCAGCGAGCAUACCAGAACACUCCGUUUAUAUCCAAGACCAGUUGUGUCCCUUCAGGCCGAAUCAUUCCUUCGGAGUAGGCCGCAAUGUACACAGUUCAUAACGGAUUUGUGCAGAACACAAGCUGUUGAAUACUUUGCGGAAUGUUCACUUUGCCCAAAAAAUGAGACUUUUGUGAGAGUUCAAGCAGGAAUCGAAAGCCCUGAACAAGUUGGAGAUAAGCCAAAAUGGUUCAGUGAAAAUCUCAUGCCUGUACAUUUCAUGGUUUAUCCAAAUGAUUCGACUAUUGCAACUGCAUAUGUCGAGUAUACACGGGAAUCAGACACUGAUAGCGAAGGUGAAGAUGAAUUAUCAAUUGACAGCAAUAGCAGUAUGGAUGAUUUGGUUUUUGACGGAAAUGAAGAUAAUCGUAGUCAUGAAGAAGUUACAAAGCCGCUAGCAGAAGUUAAUGACGUUUAUCACGAACCAAUGUCUUUGGAACUUCCUCCAAGCGAAAGUGCGGUCUCUAUUGAAAGCUCAAUAAGCAGCGGACGAUCGAGUCCUGCUUCUUCUUUAUCAACUUCUGCAAUGGAUAGCGAAGCCGAUUUUGCAAGACUCGCCGAGAAUUUAGCAUUGAAAUCCAACUCGCAGGGAUCUUUUUCAUUUGAUCAUGGAAGUGAUUCGGAUUACGAAACUACGCCGGUGUCUCAAAGACGAAAAACUAUUCAUUCCGAAACGAGUUCGGUUAGUUCCCCAGUGUCAAAACAAAGUAGCAACAGCAAAGGCUCUAAACUCAAGGGAUUUGCAAACUUUUCCGAUUCAAGUGAGAAAGUUCUCGGCCCUUCUUUUAUGAAUGCAAUUAAUGGCUAUGCCGAAAAAAGCCAUAGUGUGUUCAGCUCAGUAAUCAAUAAAACCGCUCCGAAAGCUCAAGCACUUAAAGAGCGCACAAUGAAGCCAAUUGCCAAUAAGAUAGAGCAAAGUCAGCAUAUGGUUAUGACGAAGGCGAUUCCAAAUCCAACUAGUCAACAAACGGCUAUUCAACAAAGCAAAAAUCAGCAAUUGGUUAGAGAAUAUUGCGAUCAAGCAUUGGCUGGACAAAGCGUCGGAAUGUUCUCAGCUCCAAAAUUGAGAAGAUUAAUGGAAGAUGAAUCGCUAAGAGAACUUGUGUGUUCAAAACUCAACCUAGGGCUUGAAUUCAAACUUUCGGAAGAUGAAUAUGUCAAAGAGAUACAACUAACCAAAUCGCAAUUCAAAGCUUACGUAAAAAUUUUAAAAGCUUGUCUGGAAGGAAUUGAAGUUUCCUUUAAUACGCCAGGAUGUUGCGGCUUGGCAAGUGUUUUCCAUGUGCUUGAAAUUGCACACACCCAUUAUUGGUGCAUGUCUGGAGGAGAUACCGCUAUCACGCCAAGUAGUUCCGUAUCAAGCACCUUGGUUACCCCUUCUGAAUCUACCUAUGAUAUGCCCAAAUUUGAUCAGUCACAUGCCAAAUUACCAGCAAGCACAAUUGAUCUACGAACGCCUACAAAACCAGUUGGCUUACCGCUUAAUGGAGAUGCGAUCAAACCAUCCGAUGUCCCAACAGAACCGUUAACGACGCGAGCUCCGCCUCCUAUUCCGCCAAGAGAACCACCACCGGUGCCAAAACGAACAGCUCCACCUUCGGGUGCUCCACCACAUAGCGUACCACCAACGGUGCCACCACCAAUCCCAAGGAGACCCCCUCCACUGCCUCCUAGACCGGGAGCUGCAAAGAAAGAAUCAUCUGAACCAAUCAAAGAUAUUCCAAAAGAGCUUCCUCCUCCGCUUCCUACUUCAGUGACUCCAAGCGAUACUUCAGCACGGCCACAACCGUCGACAUUUCAACAACCCGAGCAACCGCUAUCAGCAGCACAAGAAACGAAGCAAUGCAAGUCAUCACAACCACAGCCUCCGCAUUCACAAUUAAAAUCACCGCCAACCUCGUUACCCGUAACAAAGGGUGAACCACAAAAAGUGCUUCCAACACCUAGCGAACCUAUGAGACAUUACAUUUAUCAAGAAUUAAUUCUUGGAAAUCAAAAUCCUAUUUGGCAGAACCCACAAUUUUGGGAAAAUGCAUUUGUAGACUUAGUUGCUCAGGAGCGAGAAAUUGUUGGUAUGGAUCAAGAACCUUCGGAAAUGAUCGACAGAUAUGCUACUUUGAAUGAGUCAGAAAAGAAAAGAUUAGAGCUUGAAGAGGAUCGACUUCUCUCGACGUUACUUCACAAUAUGACGGCCUACAUGAUUAUGUGCGGUACAGGACAACGAGCAUUGCAGCAAAAAGUCCGCCGUCUUCUUGGAAAAGCUCAUAUUGGUCUAGUUUGCUCAAAAGAAAUUAACAAGCUACUUGAUGAGCUCCCGUCGACGCAGGGUAACUUCAUUCCACUAAAGCCAUUAGGAUCUCGCUUGGUUCAAAAACACUCGUUCACGGUGUAUCCUGAACCAAACCAAGAGGGUGAAAUGAUGUUUAUGGAAGUGUGUGAUGAUGCGGUUGUUCUGCGUUCUGUUACAGGAGCUGUAACUGAACGAUGGUGGUAUGAGAGACUUGUGAAUAUGACGUAUUCGCCAAAAACAAAAGUGUUGUGCUUGUGGCGACGUCAUGAGGAUAAAGUGCAUAUGCACAAAUUCCAUACAAAGAAAUGCCGCGAACUGUAUCAAUGCAUGAAAACGGCUAUGGAACGAGCUGCGGCAAGAGGAAAGGUGUCGGUAGAAGGAAGAGCUCUUGGAGGAGAGUUCCCAAUUCAUGACACCGAAACCAAUCAAGGAGGACUACUGCAGGUUCGAUGUGAUGGAGUCGCCGUUAUAUUUGCAAACAGUAAAAUAUUCAUUGAUCUCGCGAAGAUUAAGAAGUGCAAUACGUUUGGUGGUAAUGUGUUUCUACUUGAAGAAUAUGAUCGCAAGAAAGGAGAACUUGUUCAGCGACGCUAUUAUUCCCAAAUGGCGGAUCAGAUUUGCUACGCGGUACUUUGCGUGUUCUCAUUAGCUGCUGCUGGUCAUAAGAAAUCAUUGGAACAAGGGGAUCAUUCAAGCCAAAACCAUAACAGCACCAACCAUCACCAUCAUCAUUAA